AUGGCCAAGAAGCUACAGGAAGCAGAACAGACUAUUGAGCAGCUUCAGAUGGCUACGGCGAUGGCUCGUGCUCCAGCUACAGCGUCUCUCAGUAUUGCCGAGCCAGUUUCGAACUCGGACUACAUGCAAACAUCAAAAUCUGCGACAGAAGGUCUGGUGAUGCAAGCAUUGCCUACCAGCCUAAGCCCUGGGCCGGAAAUUAUGGGAACAUCACCAUCACGUGAAGGCUAUGCGCAAGCCUUGACGGAUACUGCGCAUUCAAAAGAUGUAUUGGCGAGUGACCUAAGCAUAGAUGAGCACGGCAAAAUUUGCUACUAUGGCCCGACAUCUGCAGAUCACCAACCACUAGGGCUGGCCUCGCCGUCCACAAUGUCGUCAAACAGUGUCGACGCAUCGAAGAAGGCCGAUGUUAUGGCCAAGCUUCUUCAUCUGCAUUGGACAUGGGUUGCACCUAUGUUCAUGUGGGUGUACGGGCCGGCAGUUCGCGACAUGACGACAGGCGGCCGCUACUAUUCCGAAGUUUUGUUCCUUGUCCUCUGUGCACAUGCCUCGAAGUACCAAGAUAUCCACCAUGCCGAGCUCCUCUUUUCGCGAGUGCGAUUACUUCUUGGCGAUGCAAUACAGAAGCCUAGUUCCAUCCCGACGAUACAAGCUCUCCUUCAGUUAAGCGCUCGGGAACUGGCACAGGGAUCUAUUUCCCAGGCCUGGCUAUACAGCGGUAUGGCUUUCAGAAUGUCUGCCGACCUCGGGCUGCAGCACAAUGGCCCUGACAUCGCCGGUUUGAAGGGGCUCAGCCCGGUUGACCUUGAAAUUCGACGAAGGCUAUUUUGGAGUUGUUACUUUUGGGACAAGUGA
Messenger RNA from Colletotrichum truncatum, 855 nucleotides. The record is from RefSeq and is a predicted model, not a curated record. NCBI's taxonomy places the organism in Eukaryota, Fungi, Ascomycota, Sordariomycetes, Glomerellales, Glomerellaceae.